Molecule: messenger RNA, 177 nt
Organism: Cetraspora pellucida
Lineage: Eukaryota; Fungi; Glomeromycota; Glomeromycetes; Diversisporales; Gigasporaceae
Source: the annotation of a GenBank genome assembly
AUGCUGUAUUCAAUUUUUGAUUUUGAAAAAGUAUUAGGUAAAAAAAAAGAAAUUGGUAUUGAAGAAGAUAGAAGUUGCAAUGAUAUAAAUAAUAAAAAUAGUCAAAAUAAUGAAAAUAAUCAAAAUAAUGAAAGCAAUCAAAAUAAUGAAAGUGAUCAAGAUAAUGAAACUAAUUAA